Molecule: messenger RNA, 3054 nt
Organism: Triplophysa dalaica
Lineage: Eukaryota; Metazoa; Chordata; Actinopteri; Cypriniformes; Nemacheilidae
Gene: ppp2r5eb
Product: protein phosphatase 2, regulatory subunit B', epsilon isoform b
Exons: 14
Coding region: 340-1743 (467 amino acids)
Biological process (GO): protein dephosphorylation; signal transduction
Cellular component (GO): cytosol; nucleus; protein phosphatase type 2A complex
Molecular function (GO): protein phosphatase activator activity
Source: RefSeq, a predicted model, not a curated record
GUUAUGUGUGCCAUGGACCUAGCCCAGCGGUAUUGACAAUAGUGAGAAAAAGGGCAGAUUUUUCCUAAUAAAUUAUAUUUUCUGGAUAAAAACACCAUAUAAUCUUAGCGUGUGGAUAUAAAGAAACACCCGGGAAUGAUUAUAUUUCAACUGGAUAUUUUUCUAUCGUCGGAAAUUUGAGUGUUUGAUGGGAUUAUUGCUGUGGGUUUGGCAGUUUUUAAGGCCAAAACAGAUUUUGUGUCUUUCUUUUUCUUUUCCUGCUGCUUCGAGAGGCUUUGAAGGAGGAAAGACGCUUAGUAACACUCAAACCAGGUCCUCACAUCGAAAACAUCAAGGGCUAUGUCCUCCGCAGCCACCACUCCUCCAUCAGUGGAUAAAGUAGACGGAUUUUCCCGGAAGUCUGUCCGAAAGGCCAAGCAGAAGCGUUCUCAGAGUUCCUCACAGUUCCGCUCUCAGGGCAAACCAAUUGAGCUCACACCUCUUCCCCUGCUCAAAGACGUCUCUGCUCAGGAGCAGCCGGAGUUGUUCCUGAAGAAGCUUCAGCAGUGUUGUGCGGUUUUUGAUUUCAUGGACACUCUGUCAGACCUGAAGAUGAAAGAAUACAAGCGCUCGACCCUCAAUGAGCUGGUGGAUUAUGUCACGGUCAGCAGAGGAUACCUCACGGAACAGGCCUACCCAGAGGUUGUGAAAAUGGUGUCCUAUAAUAUAUUCCGAACUCUUCCUCCCAGUGACAGUAAUGAGUUUGACCCAGAGGAGGAUGAACCGACUCUAGAAGCCUCGUGGCCACAUUUACAGCUGGUGUACGAGUUCUUCAUUCGUUUUUUGGAGAGUCAGGAGUUUCAACCCAGCAUUGCAAAAAAGUACAUAGAUCAGAAAUUUGUCUUACAGCUUCUAGAGUUGUUUGACAGCGAAGACCCAAGGGAGAGAGAUUACCUGAAGACAGUCUUACACAGAAUCUACGGCAAAUUCCUGGGCCUGAGAGCUUUUAUACGAAAACAGAUAAAUAAUAUUUUUCUACGUUUUGUUUAUGAAACUGAGCACUUCAAUGGGGUGGCAGAAUUGUUGGAGAUUUUGGGCAGCAUCAUCAAUGGCUUCGCUCUGCCACUGAAGGCUGAACACAAACAGUUUCUGGUGAAAGUUUUGAUUCCUCUUCACACCGUCAAGAGCCUCUCACUUUUCCACGCACAGCUGGCCUAUUGUAUUGUACAGUUCCUAGAGAAAGAUCCUGCAUUGACAGAACCGGUCAUCAGAGGUCUGCUGAAAUUCUGGCCGAAAACCUGUAGUCAGAAAGAGGUCAUGUACCUGGGAGAGCUGGAGGAGAUUUUGGAUGUGAUUGAGCCCACACAGUUUGUGAAGAUCCAGGAACACCUCUUCAAACAGAUCUCCAGAUGUGUCUCAAGCCCACAUUUUCAGGUGGCCGAGAGAGCUCUGUACUACUGGAACAAUGAGUACAUUAUGAGUCUGAUAGAGGAAAACUCCAACGUGAUUCUUCCCAUAAUGUUCACAAGCCUCUACCGGAUCUCAAAAGAGCACUGGAACCCGGCCAUAGUAGCUUUAGUCUAUAAUGUUCUGAAAGCCUUCAUGGAAAUGAACAGCACUUUGUUUGAUGAACUCACAUCCACUUACAAAUCAGAUCGUCAGAGGGAGAAGAAGAAAGAGAAGGAGAGAGAGGAGUUGUGGAAGAGGCUCGAGGACUUGGAGUUGAAGAGAAGCUUCCAAAGCGACGGAAUUAUUCCCACUUAACGACGCGCCUCCUCCUGAACGCUUUCCCAACGCCUCCACCACACGCUCGGAACGUUGGCCUUUAUUUUCCUUUCUGUAUUUGUGCGACUUACUUUACUGUAGAUUCACCUCGUCAGUCUCAUUAUUUCAAAAGCACUGUAAAUAACUUUAUUUUAUCUCCUUUAUUUCCCCCGUUAAAAUAUUAUGCCGUAAUAAGAACGUGACUAGAAAACACAGUUAAAAAAAGAAAACGAGCAAAAAAAGGAAAACCACACUGGAGGGGGAAGGACUUUAAACGGACAGUAGGACUGAAUCGAACCACUACUGUGGAGGAAUGAACGAAUGAAUGAAAUCAACAACCAAACGGAGAAUCUCAGCCCGCCAAUCUGACAUACCUCACCCAUCCUUACAGAACAACACCAGCCCAAUUCUCUCUCUCUCUCUUUUCACGCCCCUCUCCUAUACCUCCCUUUCUUGCAACAUGGAUGUCCUGUAUUGAAACAAAAAUGUUCUUGACCUUUGACCCCAGUGCAAUGGAUCAUCUGUUAAGAUCUGGAUAAAUGCAGCAGGUCUGGAUUGCAGACUUCUCAAUAGGGACACUACGCAGUUACCUGCAGAGAAGAGGAAGGGGACACAGAAACAUGAUUACACACCAGCUCUGACACGCCCAUGCGUUUUCCCUUUUCAUUCUUUUUCUGUCCAAAGGUGCCGCCUAGUUCACGCAUUUGGACUCUAGCGCCAGUCCGGUACUGGUACCAGUGACGCAUACACACACACACACAUCUGAGGAGGUAUCCAGAAUUCCAGCGCCAAGCCGGAGAUGCUUGUCACGAGAAAUGGAACUGCACGUUCACACGCACAUUCUGCCUCGGAGUGUGCGAGGGAGUUUCUUACAGUGUUAAGUACCUGUAUGCUGUAUCUGAAUGCAGUACUUUGAUACUCUGUAUCUAGUAGAACCUAUAGCGUAUUUUUCUUUAGGAGAAUCCAGUAUAUAACGAGGAAAGAUUGAACACAGCCUCUUGGGAUUUAGUUUUCUUUCUUUCUCGGGUUUCACUUCUAAUUUGUUUCGGGUUUAUUUUUUGUCUGGAAUUGGAUUUGUUUUGACCAAGUGGAAUUUGUUCUCUCUUCCUUUUUUACUUAGUUGCUGAUUGGGGGGAUGGGGGAGGGAGUGAGAGGGGAAUUCUGGGAUUGUGGAGGACUGAUUCUGUGGUGAGCUUUGUCAGAAUGAAACUGUGCUUAAGAUCCCAGACAUCAACAGUUACAAAAGUAAAAAAAAGGGUCGGAGAAAUACAAAUGUUUAAUUAUUUUAAAAAAUAAAGAGAUAUUAAAUUA